AUGAUCAGGUCAUCAUCGAAUCUUUCGCAACAUGAUCAUGCUAGUAUUUAUCUUCGUAUUGCCAUAUCAGAAUACGCAAAUAAUUCAUAUGAAAAUGCACUUGAAAAUCUUGAAAAAUCACAAGAAAUUAUUGGCAAGAUGUCUAGAUCAAAUGAUGAAAUCAAUUUUUGCUUUCGACUAAGUUACACUGAUGAUACAGAACUUUCACCAAUGCCAUUUUUAAUAAAUAUAGGUUUAGUUUAUCGACAAAAUGAAUAA
Rotaria sp. Silwood2 is the source of this 258-nucleotide messenger RNA. The record is from the annotation of a GenBank genome assembly. NCBI's taxonomy places the organism in Eukaryota, Metazoa, Rotifera, Eurotatoria, Philodinida, Philodinidae.